AUGGUCACAGCCGUCCUACCAGUUGUUACCGGAGGUGGCCCCAGGUCUGAGUUUGAACAUGAACCAGAGCCGAGUACUGCCGCUCCCUCAUCGAGACUCGCCGGUUUCGUUGGCAUGUGUGCGGGAUGUGGUGCUCUGAUAUCUUUAGUUCUUCUUCUCCCGUUGCCAGCCAAAUUUCAGCAACUGGGAGUUUCGCCAGCGGAAGCCGUCCAGUACAGUUACUAUACAGCAGCUGCGGUGGCUCUUGUGGUCAGCGCAUGUUGCUUCGUUGGCUUGCGAGACCUUCCUGGCGAAGACGGAAAGACAUGGGCCUCGCUCUGGACAAAUAUGCGGACCGAUUCUUCUUUAUCCAACUCCAGGAAAUAUUCUUAUUCCAGCUUCAAGGCCAGAUUUCCAUAUCUGGUCCAGUUCGGCUCUGCCAUUACGCUAGGCUUCCGCAACCGCGAUAUCCUCAUCGGAUAUCUCGGAGGAUUUGUAGCCCGAGCCUCCUCUGUCGGGAUAUCGCUCUUCAUCCCAUUGUUUGUGAAUAACUAUUAUCGCACGUCAGGUCUUUGUCAUGAGCAACCGACGGAAGGGGCCAACCCUGGAGAUAUCAAGCGGUCUUGUCCGAAAGCCUAUGUGCUUGCCUCGAUCUUGACUGGAGUGUCUCAACUUAUGGCGCUUAUUGCGGCCCCGGCAUUUGGGUACCUAUCGGAGAAGUCUCGACGAUAUCAUUUUCCGCUUCUCAUUGCCUGUCUGGCUGGAGUUGCAGGCUAUGUAAUGCUCGCGCUUCUGCCUAGCCCCGAAUUCAAAGGCGAGAGAGGGAAUCCCGGGAUAGUUGUAGUGAUGGCAUUGGUUGGAGUCAGCCAAAUCGGCGCUAUCGUGUGUAGUUUGUCCGUGUUGAGCAACGGUAUAUUGAGCUUGAUCAAUUCGGUCGAGAACACAACAAGCAGCAGCCACGUUUCGAGCACGGUCCCAGAAGCUGACGAGCAACAACCCUUGCUAGAAACAAAUGCUGGCCAGUUUCAGCGGCAGCCCUCAACCCUGAAGGGUUCAAUUGCAGGAGUAUAUUCUCUGUUUGGAGGGGCAGGGAUCCUCUUGCUUACCAAACUUGGAGGGCUUCUGUUCGAUGUUGUGUCUUCAGGCGCCCCCUUCUACAUCAUGGCAGGCUUCAACGGCGUGUUAGUGAUUGUCGGCGUUGUUAGCGGCCUGGUCAUCUACUUGAGAACGAACCAGUAG
This is a messenger RNA of Aspergillus mulundensis, 1218 nucleotides long. Its product is annotated as putative MFS transporter. Gene Ontology annotation, biological process: transmembrane transport. The coding region runs from base 1 to 1218 and encodes 405 amino acids. NCBI's taxonomy places the organism in Eukaryota, Fungi, Ascomycota, Eurotiomycetes, Eurotiales, Aspergillaceae. The transcript has a single exon. Gene Ontology annotation, molecular function: transmembrane transporter activity. The record is from RefSeq and is a predicted model, not a curated record.